AGAUGAAAAACCGGAAGUGUCGUCAAUGAUUGUUAACAACGACACAGGUUCCACAGACGGCUGAAAGACGUCUCGCGACAGCAAACAGAUAAUUGGUUCGGAGUUGUCUUACCCUCUGAGAGGACCCAAGCAUACAUUGCAAUGCUAAAGGAGUGAGGUCCAACAGGGAUACUACCUUGGCUACUUUAUAUUUUUUUACUCAUCAAAGCUGAGCAAGAGAAAUAGGCAUGAUAGGAGUCCCUGUGGUCUGUGUGCUGGUGCUAGCAUUCAUGUGUCACAGCCACAGCCUGGAAAUGCAAAACCCUAUUUACAGAUUCAAAAGGUCUCAGGAAAAUGUCUUGUCAGAUACCAGCAACUGUAUGUCUAGGAUCAAGCAACAGCGGGUCUUAACAAAAACCGACAAUUUCUCUGUUGAUAUUCGAAUGCCUGGUGUUGUCCCAACUGGGUCGGACACUUACCUGUGCAUGGCCUUUCCUGUGCCAACCAAUCGAGAUACAUAUAUUGUGGACUUCAUACCUCACGCCAGUAUGGAAACAGUUCACCACAUGCUGCUGUUUGGCUGCCAGACACCUGUCUCUACUAGAAGUUACUGGGACUGUGGCAGUGUGCAAGGCACGUGUGAGGACGAAGCUUCCAUUAUGUAUGCCUGGGCUCGGAAUGCACCACCUACUAAAUUACCCAAGGACGUUGGUUUUAAAGUUGGAAGAAACUCAGGGAUGUCCUACUUUGUGCUGCAGAUCCAUUAUGGAGAAAUCAGUGCUUUCAGAGAUCAUCAUAGAGAUUGCUCAGGAAUUACCUUAAGAAUGACAUCCAAACCGCAGCCUUUCAUUGCUGGCAUAUACCUGCUCAUGUCUGUGGACACAGUUAUCCUACCAGGAAAAAGAGCUACAAAUGCAGACAUCGCCUGUGAUUACACUUCAUACCCCAUCUACCCAUUUGCCUUCAGGACCCACACACACCAACUUGGCAAAGUGGUCAGUGGCUAUAGGAUCAGAGAUGGAAAGUGGAGCCUGAUUGGGAGACAGUCCCCUCAGUUACCGCAGGCUUUCUAUCCUACUAAGAAGGAGGUGCAUGUGAAGUAUGGUGACACCAUUGCAGCCAGAUGUGGGUUUACUGGUGAGGGCAGAACCUCUAAGACUUAUAUUGGCGGUACCUCUGAUGAUGAAAUGUGCAACUUCUAUAUAAUGUACUACAUGGACAGCAAACAUGCCAUCCCCUACAUGAACUGCAUGGAGACAGGUUCCAAAGAGCUGUUUCAGCAUAUUCCAGCUGAGGCCAAUGUUCCCAUCACUGUCAGUCCAGGUCAUAUGAACUCUGGGAUGCAUAUGGGACACUCAGCAGAUCAUCAAGAUACUGGAUCAUUGUUGGAUAAAAACAAAGCAGGACAGGUUUUGGAUCAGGAUUUCCAUUUGGAGCGAGUCUUGGCGUGGCCACAGAGUUCUCUUCAGCUUGGUCAGGUGUCAGGACUCGCCCUUGACACAAAUUCUAACCUGGUCAUUUUCCACAGAGGUGACCACCACUGGGGGGAGGACUCCUUUAACAGCCAGGCUCGAUACCAGCAGAGAUCCCUGGGUCCUAUUCAGCAGUCCACUAUUUUGGUUGUGGACCCGGCCAAAGGCAACAUCCUGAAGGCUUCUGGGAGAAAUAUGUUUUACUUGCCUCAUGGAAUAACUAUAGACAAGGAGAAUAAUUACUGGGUUACUGAUGUGGCUCUUCAUCAGGUGUUGAAAGUCAGCAGUGACGGAAGAGAUAGAACCUUGCUGGCACUGGGAGAGGCUUUUACACCAGGAAGUGACAUUACCCACUUCUGCCAGCCCACUGAUGUGGCUGUGGACACUGGCACAGGGAACAUCUUUGUGUCUGAUGGCUACUGCAAUGCCAGGAUACUGAAAUUCUCUCCUGAUGGCAAAUACCUGUCUCAGUGGGGUGCAGGCUCAUCAGACAGGAGGAGGCGCAUACCGUUCCAGAUCCCCCACAGCCUGGUAUUUCUUCCUGAAAGACAGGAAGUUUGUGUGGCUGACAGAGAGAAUGGACGCAUCCAGUGCUUCAUCACUGAAACUGGAGAGUUUGUCAAGGAAAUUAAGAAAGAGGAGUUUGGAGGAAAAGUUUUUGCCAUCACCUUUAGCCCUGCUGGAGGUGGCUUGAUCUUUGCAGUAAAUGGGGCCUCGGCAUAUCGUUCAGUUCCACUCUCAGGUUUUGUAAUAAAUUAUUCAACUAAGGAGAUAUUGGAUACCUUCAGCCCAGAGAAAAAGGAGUUUAAAAUGCCUCAUGACAUAGUUGCAACCAGGGAUGGCAGUGUCUUUGUCGGGGAUGCAGGCAGUAAAUCAGUCUUCAAGUUUACCACUGAGAAGUCACAUCGCUCUGUGAAGAAAGCUGGAAUUGAGGUUCAAGAACUUGAGGAAAUGGAGAUGAUUAUCCAAACUAAAGAGAGGCCAGAGCACAACCUGACAAAGAUGGGAGCAAUCCAAGAGAUGCAAAAGGUAGUUCAACAGCCCAGACCACAGGAAGAGGCAGAAAAGGAGAAUCACAAGAGUGCCAAAAAGGCAAACAGAGAGCAGGGUAUACUUCCAGCCAUUAUCACCACUCUGCUGCUCAUCCCUCUGCUUGUGGUCAUCUCCAUGGGAGUCUUUAUCUGCUGGAGAAAUAACAAUCGAUGUGAGGUGAAAACUGAACCCAGCUCCGUGGGAGGAAUCUUGGGAAAAAUAAGAGGUAAAGCAGUGGGCAGCCUGAACCUGGGGAACUUCUUUGCAUCCCAUAAAGGUUACAGCCGUCAGGGCUUUGACCAACUGAGUACUGAAGACAGCGACCAGGAGAGGAACGAUGAGGACAGUAGCGACUCUGAGAAUGAGGAGUACUCUGCUGUGCCUCCUCCCCAAUCCUCUUCUUAGAUGCUGUGGGACCUUUGCUUAAAUUGCCAAGAUGUAUGUUAUUCAUCAGUUGUGUAACUGUUGUGUGAGCUGCCAAAUUGUAUUGUUUAUAUAUUUAAAAAUAUACUGUAUAUAAAAAUAUUUUGGCAGAAUUUCAAAAAUAAUUUAAAUCUUUAUUUAAUUGAUCCUUCUUUCUGAUACAGGCGUGGUGACACAAUUUACAUAUAUCACUAUAUAAGAUUUAUUUUCCCCGUAAUCAGACAUAAAGAAAUGAUCAGCACAAUCCCCAGACAAAGGUUAAGACAUACCUUAAAACAAGAACAAAUCUGCCAACAGGCUGAGCUAAUUCAACUUUUUAUUCAUACCCUUGUUUCAGGAAUUUUCUUAAAAUUAGGAACCAAUUGCUGGAUUUCUGUUGGAAGUCAAGAAAAUCAACCAAUCGUCUGUGACUGAACCUUAAAAACCUUAAAUGCUCUGUAUCAUGGUGGUACUACGGCCAGCACAAGCAGCACUGAAACAGUUUGGUACAGUGCAAAGGUCAAAGGUCAGAGAGGUGCAAACAGGUGGAAGUGGUGGUCUGUGGUAUUUGGAAGAAGUUGGGUCUAGAACAGACUUCUCAGAACACUUUGAGAGAGAAUCUAAUUUACCUCAUAAAAGUUACUUUUAGUUCAAUGUGGUCCAAACACCUGAAAUGAACUUGAUGGAACAUCAGUAAACCAAUGGGUCAUUCUUCUGAUCUUAUCUCAUAGUAUCCUUUUAUGCACAGCAGUUUGAUAAAAAUCUCUGAAGGCAGCAGGAAAUACUAUAUGUUGAUGUUUGCUGUGUUGUCAGUUGUAUUCUCACUGUUAAAAACAGAGAUGCCAGAUUACAGCGGCUCAUGAAUGCAUCAGUGCAUAAACUCUAUAUAAUGAGAUGGUUUACACCGUUUGCAGUCAACACUUUCUCCACCUUCCAGACAACAAGAGAGAGCGUACUUAUUAAUCACACCCUCUGAUCUACCUUCAACUUUAUUGCCCUUUGCGUUACUGUAAAUGUCAUCAGUUCAAAUGCACUUUUCUUCAUGGUGUAAUGGAUACGUGUAUUACAGAGGUGGACUGUAGUCUGAUGAUUGCAGUUGCUCUCUGUAUGCCUACAUUUAGUCUUCAUCCUUUUAAAUAUGCUGCUGUGAGCUUGGAGAUGCCCGAGAACAGGUGCUUUGUGCUGGUCACUGUGCUUGCUCCAUUAUCAGAGUGCUUUAAAUCCCUUGAAAACUGUCACCUCUUAAGUCACUGUUUAUUUUACUGUUCGGUAUUUUGAUUCUGUUGAGUCAGAACUGGACUUAAAUAGUGUUCUUCAUGACAUCUCUGAGUUGGAAUUCAAAGUGGGUACAAAAAAUUUAAUGAAUAGUUUAUCAGUGCAGAUAUAGUUUACAGUACAUUGAGUUCAGUUUUGAUGAAAAAGUGCAUCCUUCCUUGCAUUAAUAUCUUCCAUGUAGUAAAACUACACACAAAGCAUUAUUUCAGCAUAGCUGUUUGGUCAUGUUUCAAUUCAGACAUUUCUCUGUAUAUGAUUAAUAUCGUUUUAUGCCUUUUUACAUGUGUUAGUACCUGCCAUUACAAAAUAUGAUUAAAACAGCUGCUGCUAGUAGAGCUUGUACUAUG
This is a messenger RNA of Larimichthys crocea (large yellow croaker), 4507 nucleotides long. RefSeq names its product peptidylglycine alpha-amidating monooxygenase (gene pam). The record is from RefSeq and is a predicted model, not a curated record. The transcript is spliced from 26 exons. Lineage: Eukaryota; Metazoa; Chordata; Actinopteri; Sciaenidae. Gene Ontology annotation, biological process: peptide metabolic process. Bases 228 to 2888 code for a protein of 886 amino acids. Gene Ontology annotation, cellular component: membrane; extracellular region. Gene Ontology annotation, molecular function: copper ion binding; peptidylglycine monooxygenase activity; protein binding.